AUGGGAGGGGAAGAUGAAAACAAGUGCAGGCCUGUGGGUUUCUUGCUCGCUCUACCUUUCGCUUUCCUCGCUUUAGUCUUUUCUAUAGUAGGCGCCAUCAUUUGGACUAUCGGGACUGUGCUGAGUUGCUUGUGCCCAUGUUGUGCGUGCUGCGCUGGGCUGGUGAAUUUGGCGGUCGAUCUCAUCAAGAUGCCUAUAAAGAUCAUCAGAUGUUUCAUCGAGCAAAUCCCUUGUUAG
This is a messenger RNA of Dendrobium catenatum, 237 nucleotides long. Its product is annotated as signaling peptide TAXIMIN 2-like. Bases 1 to 237 code for a protein of 78 amino acids. The record is from RefSeq and is a predicted model, not a curated record. Lineage: Eukaryota; Viridiplantae; Streptophyta; Magnoliopsida; Asparagales; Orchidaceae. The transcript has 2 exons.